Messenger RNA from Diaporthe amygdali, 1179 nucleotides. RefSeq names its product cid phosphatase. The transcript has 3 exons. Gene Ontology annotation, biological process: phospholipid catabolic process. The record is from RefSeq and is a predicted model, not a curated record. Gene Ontology annotation, molecular function: hydrolase activity, acting on ester bonds. NCBI's taxonomy places the organism in Eukaryota, Fungi, Ascomycota, Sordariomycetes, Diaporthales, Diaporthaceae. The coding region runs from base 1 to 1179 and encodes 392 amino acids.
AUGAGAUCUCAGAUCGCCCACGUUUUGGCUGUCGCCGUUGGGUGUGUCGUUGCGCAGCAGUCUGCCAGCGACACACUCAGCCCUGUCAGCUAUGUCAAGGGCAAGGCUUUUGACCGUCUUGCUAUUAUCUGGCUUGAGAACACUGACUACGACCUGGCCGUUGGCGACCCCAACCUGGCUUGGCUAGCCAGCAAGGGUAUUACGCUGAGCAACUACUUCGGCGUGACCCAUCCAUCCGAGCCCAACUAUAUCGCUUCUCAUGGAGGUGACUACUUCGGCAUGAACAACGAUGAUCUCACUACCGUCGAUUCCAACGUCUCCACAAUUGUCGACUUGUUGGAGGACAAGGGCAUCGCCUGGGGUGAAUACCAGGAGGAUAUGCCGUAUACCGGAUUUGAGGGGAAGGCCUGGGUCAACCAGGUCACUGGGGCAAACGACUACGUGCGCAAGCACAAUCCCGCCGUCAUCUACGGGGCCAACUCGGAACGUGCCGACCGGCUGGCCGUCAUGAAGAACCUGACACUGUUCUACGAUGAUCUGGAAAACGAAACGCUGCCACAGUGGAUGUUCAUCACGCCCAAUAUGACCUCUGAUGGGCACGACUCGUCAGUCACCGUCGCUGGCAAGUGGACUCGCAGUUUUCUCGAGCCUCUCCUCACUGACUCACGUUUUAUGAACAACACGCUGGUUCUUAUUACCUUUGAUGAGAACUCAUCAUAUGCGCUCACAAACCGCGUUCUAGCUAUCUUACUGGGCGAUGCCAUACCGUCCGACCUGGUCGGCUCCACCGACAGCAGCUUCUACAACCACUACUCGGAAAUCGCCACCGUCUCGGCUAACUGGGACCUGCACACCCUCGGGCGGUGGGAUGUCGGCGCCAACGUAUUCUCCUGGGUCGCCGACAAGACCGGCGACGUCGUGAGGGAGUGGAGCGAGGCGUCCGCGCCGGCCCUCAGCUCCAUGUUCUUCAACCAGAGCUACGACGGGGUCUUCAACGACAAGGCCUCGUUCCCCGUCUACCCCUCGCCAAACGUGGAGAUUGAGAGCCCCAGCGGCAGGACGGUUUUACCAACUAUCGAAGAGAAGUGGACGGGCAGCUCCAACCCUGAUUAUUACUCGAGCGUCAUCGAGGUGCCAGACGGGCUGCACCCUCCUGCCGGAUACGGCUUCGCUGCUUGA